Messenger RNA from Papaver somniferum (opium poppy), 1302 nucleotides. RefSeq names its product F-box/kelch-repeat protein At3g06240-like. Gene Ontology annotation, molecular function: protein binding. Bases 1 to 1302 code for a protein of 433 amino acids. Lineage: Eukaryota; Viridiplantae; Streptophyta; Magnoliopsida; Ranunculales; Papaveraceae. The record is from RefSeq and is a predicted model, not a curated record. The transcript has 2 exons.
AUGUCUAAGCUUCCAGAGGAUUUAACCAUCAAGAUACUUGUGAGGCUACCGGUGAAGUCAAUAUCACGGUUCAGGUGCGUAUGCAAGCAAUGGCUUAAGUUAUUUAGUGAUCAUAAUUUUAUUAAACUGCACUUCGACAUUGCUACCGAAAAUGAAAACUUAAGACUUAUGGUUAGUGGGGAAAACAUGUUUUCUAUGAUGUUAGAUUCAACACUUCACAAGGUAAAUCCCUUACAAGAUAUAUGUCAUAAGGUAAUUGUCGAGAUUGAUUACCCGUUCAAAUCUAGUGAUCAUGACGUGAUGGCCGUAAUGGGUUCUUGCAAUGGGUUGCUUUGCAUAGUUAGUAAUGAACAGACCUUUUGCAUUUGGAACCCAUCAACAGGUAUGUACAAGAAAAUACCAUCAUCAUUCCAUAUUGAAUUACUGUCCCAUUAUCAGCUCAUAUGUGGAUUCAAAUUUGGAUUUGGCUAUGAUUUUCAUAAUAAGGAGUACAAAUUUCUAAUAAUUUUGGAUAUUGGUAAUAAUCAUUCCGUAGCUCAGGUUUAUUCAGAGGGAACGAAUUCAUGGAAACCGAAUCAACUAUUAUCUUAUAGCUUCGCUUUUGGAAAUAUGUCUGGGGUAAUUGUUAGUGAAAAUCUUCACUGGAUAGUUAAGCAUUAUUCCAGAUCAGAAACUCGGAGCCUUGUGCUUUCAUUCAGCAUUAGUGAUGAAUCAUUUCAAGAGCUGCCACUUCCAGAAAAUGUGAAUGAUUCGUUGUACGUAAUGGUUGGUGCAUUGGAUGGCGACCUUUGCAUCACUGAUUAUUGUGCUGGUAUGUUCAGUGUUGAUGUAUGGGUAAUGAAGGAUUACGGAGUGGACGGUUCUUGGAGUAAAUUGUUGGUGAUUCCUUUACCAACAACUAUGCCAUUGCCAUCCAUGGUCGGCGUGAAGCUGUUACAUUCCUUUAAGAAUGGAGAAAUUCUUCUCUGGAGGGAUAACCAUACCUUGCUUUUGUAUCAUCCAAAGUACAACGAGUCUAGAAUUGUGGUGAUCGGUGGCCUUCCUGAUGGACUGUAUGAGAUAAUGACAUUUGCAGGGAGCUUAUAUUCAGUUAACUCGGGUAAAUGUUUGGAGCAAAAUCGAAUUGAAAGUGUAGCUACUGAACAAAGAACCAACCUGGGAAAUAAAAUAAAAAAUUUCUUUACAGGGUUGAUGUCCAUCUUCAAGUGUUUCAGUGGUAUGUGUGUUGGAUAUUUCCAAAAGGAUGCAUUUUUGUAUGCCGCUAUCGAGGGGUCCGAGGGGCGUAACCCCUCCAUGAUGUGA